Messenger RNA from Ceutorhynchus assimilis (cabbage seed weevil), 4614 nucleotides. The record is from the annotation of a GenBank genome assembly. Lineage: Eukaryota; Metazoa; Arthropoda; Insecta; Coleoptera; Curculionidae.
GCUAGCAACAUUGUAUUGUUGUUUUCUUUUUUAAAAUUAAUAAUUAACUAAUAAAACAUGAAUAAAAACAAAUAAUUUCAAAUCAAAAUACCUAAAUUACAUAAAAUAAUUAAUAUUCAAGUGUUUACUUACACGUCUGUAUCAAAAAAAUCUCCUCUUAUUAGGUAUAUUAUUUCUGUUUAAACAAGGUGGUUUUUUUGAGAUAAUAUUCAAAUAAAUACACAAAAUGUCCCUUCCAGGAGGACUACUAAAAAUCCUAGACAACGAGGCAGAGCCCCUUAACAAGAGACUGAAAAUAGCCGAUAACGCUUUCAAGGCUCAGGAGAUUCACGCCCGUCACAAAGAAGCCCUCCUUUUAAAUUGGAUUUUAGAUAAAUCGGCUUCGAUACCGGAUGAGGAAUUGUUGUCUUUGGGAAACCAAUGGGUAUUGUCCAAAGAGUUUAGGGAACUCAAUCAGAAUGAUAUAACUAAUGAGAAUAUUUCCAGUAUAAUUGAACUUAUUCAAAAGAAACUUGCUGACCAAAAACUUUCUACCAAUAACUUGCAAAAAGUAACCAAUUUGAUUUUAUCAUUAUGUGAAAACCAAAUCUUUCAGCAGUAUUUCAAAUAUAAUUUGGAAUCUUAUUGCAAUUUAAUAGCAGUUGCUUUACAAGCAAUUGCUUUACCUGGAGAUUAUAUUGGUUUUAUCGCAAAGCCUUUUCUAUUUCCAAAACACCUUAUUGUACAAGAAAAUUUUUUGAAGCAAUUCUUGGAUUCAAUAUUUUCUGUAUUGGUGCAAAAGGCAUUGAUGUUUAACAAUGAUCCACAAGUUGUUAAUGAGACCGUGCAGAUUAUACAAAAAUGCUUACUACAAGGAAACAUAAAACAUUUCCAAAAUUUCUUUGAUAAUAUAUUUAUCGAUGAAGCAAAUGGAACAUCUACAAUAGCAAAACCAGUAUUUAAGCGUCUAUUUGCAUUUUUACAAGAGGAUAACGCUAUUGCCAGAACAUCUUUAAGUUUAUUUUUUGCUGCAUUUUCUGCAAGUUUUAAAGACCCCCAACUAAUAUUCAAAUGCUUUAUAUUCUUAUUUGGGGGCUUGCAAUUUGAUGUCUCUAAUCGGUUUUCAAUGAAAAUUCCCUUUAAACAAAAACUAAGUUUACCACUAAGCAAAUCUAUGGAUGUUUUAUUAGGAUUGUUGAGUGCAUUGGGGUCUAAUAAUAGUUUUACUGAUUGCACUUUUUCAAAUAUUAGUUUUACAGAAUUUUUAAGAAGUAUCUUGAAGACUCUUGUUACAUUGAAACCACAAAAUAAUACAGUUUUAGAAAUUAUUUUAAGUUGUAUUGCAAUUAAUCCCCUAAUUAUUGAACCACUUGCUAGUGGUUUAACAACAUUUGUAAUGCUUGCAAAUAGAGAAAGUAAGGAAAUUUACGAAAAAGUAGUGAUAGCAAUAUUUGAAGUUUUUGCAAAACUUCAUAGAGUGGAAAAUUUUAUUGCCAAAAUAAUACCAGCCUUGAAAAAUGCUAUUAUAGAACAAAAAUCUGAGUCUUAUGAACAGACAUAUAAUUUUGGAGGAAUAGUAGAUUCAUUGGAAGUUAAUCCAGGAAUAAACGAGAUUUUCACUACAAACAUCCUUGCAUGUUUCACCAAAUGCCUUAACAGUUUAGCUAGUUGGCAAUCAAUUAACAUAUUUGCAACAAUAACAUAUCAUUUAAAAGCUGCCAUUGAAGAUUAUACUAGCAAUGAUACAAACAAAUUUAUCUUCUUGGAGAUCUUAGGAGUUCUAAUGGGUUGUUUCUUACAAAGCAUUAAAAUUGCAGAUCACAGCAUUCCACUAAAUGUGGUUGCGAAAUUUGUAAAGGGCCUUGAAGAAUUGAGAGAGAUUUUAAAGAAUUUCGGACCUGCAAUUUUGAAAACAGAACAUAAUCACAUAGCAAUGAGAACGUUUCUUAAUCUAUCCUAUGUAUGGGCUGAAGUUUACAUAACACUGGCCUAUUAUUCUAUGAAUAAUGAAGUACAAAUGGCUACAGUUAUGGACAAAACUUAUUCGGCUGCAAAUUUGAAAUAUUUGCACUCGUACAUGGACAUCAAACAGUGGCAAUUGAUUGCCCAAAGGAUUUCAAACUUUGGAGAAUAUCCUUGCAAGAAACUACUGCAAAAGCUCUACAUCCAAAAGCUACGUUCAAUAUUGCUAUUCGAGAAGGAAAUGAACGACGAAAUCACCAUCAACAUUGUCAAAACUCUUCAGACACAUCUAGAUGAUACUUGGCGUGAUUUGCUUUCGGACAAAUUCACUGUAAAUUUUCUUGUUCCUAAAAUGGACAAAACUUCUCUAACAUUCUUAGCAGAACAUUUGAUUGAGGAAGAUGCUUUGAUAAACACCAAUCACAUUUUGGAUUCCUCAACUUUGACUAAGGCCACAGUUUAUGUUUUGUUAACAAAAAUUAAUAAGCUGUGUAAAGGCAAAAGAAAGCACAAUGGGGAGCAAAAUAUAAGUUUGAGCUCAAAAUUAUUUGCCAGUUACCCGGAAGAGAUUUUCUUUGACAGUGAGGAUUCUUUGAAAAUAACUAAUUUAGAAGACAUAACAAACCUCUAUAAUGGUUGCGAUGUGCAAAAUUCAUCAACUAUUAUAAACAAAGAAGACAAACUUCAAAAUUAUAUGAACAUUUUAAAGAAGGUUCCCUUCAUUUAUAGCAAUGUAAACAUUCAAAAAUUGGUUCUUUUAUAUUUUAUGUCUUUAAAUGUAGAUAUCCAAAAUUGUUCUGAGGAUACAAGGACGUUGCUAGAAGAUUUGAUAAUAGGCACAUUGAGAGCUUGCAAGUUCCCAUUAACCGAAAUAUUCAACAUUAAAGUUCUCUGUGCUCAAAUUCUCAAGAAUUUCAAUAAACAUGAACUUCUCUUCAACCUUUCAAUCGAUAACGUUUUCAAAUGCGAAAAAUCAAUCAUGCAAUUUGAACCUUUAGUUUUAUAUUUGACCAAACAUUUGCAAAACAUCAAUCAUCUGAAUUCUAGUAUUUCUGUUUUGCAAGCUAUAACCAAGAUUAAAAAAUCAAAAAUUGACCAAUCAGCAAAGGAAAAACUAAACCAAUACAAAGACACAAUUCUAACAAAAAUGUCCAAAUUCGUUUGCAAGUCUGAGUAUUCUGUUGAAGCCUAUGCAACUUGUUUGAAACAUUACCUAACUCUAGAAAACAGUUCUGAAACAUUAAAGCAAUUGCUUGAAAAAUUAGAUUCCUAUUUAAACUAUGCCUUAGAAAAUAUUUCUAAUGAAAAUAAACACGAAUGUGCUUUAUUGUUCAACGCAAUUUUACAAAACAAAACAAAAAUCAACAGUGCUGAUAAUAUUGUGCUGAGAAUUUGGACUGCGUGUAAAAAAGUCGAUAUAGGCGAAGAAGAUUGUCAAUUAGUUAGAUUAAUUGUAACUUUAAUAGCAAAUGAGGAAUUUGAAAUAUUAGUCAAAGACUUAUUUGAUAAUACAGAUGCAAGCAUUAAAUCUCAAAAUAAACAACAUCUAGUCAGGCAACUUAAGAAUUGGAAAUCGAUUUUGACUGUGGAUGUGAAUCCUGUAAAAAUGAAAAUUUGGCAAGAUGUUUUGGAAAACCUUGUAUAUGAGCUUUUGCAUAUUUUAAAGACUAACGAAUAUGACGAACAAUUGUUUAAGGGUAUUGUGCAAUUGAAACAAAGUAUUAUUCAAACUCAACAUUUCAUAUUAUCGCCACCUUUAAUCGAUAUGUUCAUAAUGACACCUCAAGUUCUUAUAAAACACGAACACCAACAUUUUGAACAAGUAUUUUCAAUGUCUAUAUCCACCCUGGAAAUGCUGCUUAAAUAUCGAAAUGCUACAAUAAUGGAUCGGUUACCUGCUUUUUUGCAACAAUACAGGAUUUUACUAAAGUCCAUUACGGAUUACAGUAACUCGGAUAGUAGUGAAAAAAAACUGGACCCCAAAGUAGCUUCAGACUGCGUGCACACUUUGGAGAAGUUGACUAAGAAUUUAGUCUGGUGUAAAAAGGAUAUGGGACGCAUAGCGGUGUUUUUGAUAGCGGAUAUACUUCAAACCUAUGAGCAAAUAAAUUUGUAUCCUAAUGUCAAGUUACAUUUGAAUAAUUGUGUCUACAGCCUGAUUUCUCUUUGCGAUCAUCACGCAAUUUCCUACCUGAUGAGGGCCUUAUCGAGCGCUUCAACAGAAAUGUUUAAAAUUAUGUAUGAUCACUACAAGAAAUAUUAUAUGUUUACUGGUAAAGUGUGAGAAAUGUUUUUAGUUUGUUAUGAUUUUUUUUAAAUGUUGUCUUGUACAAUUAAUAAACUUAUUUUGGGAGUGUAUUUUUUUGAAAUCCCUAUUUGGUCAUAAUUUUAUUCAAUUCGCCCAUAGGAUAACAAAAAAUUGAUCACCCUGUAUCUUUAUACAGUGGUAGAACUAUUUUCGAUUACUGGCUUUCAUGAAAGAUUUCCUACAAGAACCGGGAAUAUUAGAAUAUUGAUCACUCUGUAUCUUUAUACAGUGGCUUAUUUUUAUUGAGUCAAAUUACAGUAGGAAAUAGAAGAAACUUUUAAGACAAAUUUAUAAUUUAUUACUAUCAAUGUGUAACAGGAUUUAAUGGUUCAGCUUUCAUAUUUGCUAAGUUUAGCCUAUUAUCU